AUGAGGCUUCGUCAUGGAGCACCAGUUGCUCUGUCCGUGCUCGUGCUGCUGUGCGUCCAUGGAGGACAAGAAGCGGAGGCUGCGGGAGGCGGGUUCGUGAGGGCGCAGGGCACCCGCUUCGUCAUCAACGGCAGCCCCUACUACGCCAACGGCUUCAACGCCUACUGGCUCAUGACCAUGGCCGCCGACCCCGCGCAGAGGGGCAAGGUCACCUCCGCGCUCAGCCAGGCCGCGGCCCGCGGCCUCUCCGUCGCCAGAACCUGGGCCUUCAGCGACGGCGGCAGCAAUGCGCUGCAGUACGCCCCCGGCAGCUACAACGAGAACACCUUCAAGGGGUUGGAUUUUGUGCUGUCUGAGGCUAGGAAGAAUGGGAUUAAGGUGAUACUGAGCCUUGUGAACAACUACGACACUUUUGGAGGGAAGAAGCAGUAUGUAGAGUGGGCAAGAGGGCGGGGGCAGGCCGUCGGAUCUGAAGAUGACUUCUUCACCAACUCUCUUGUCAAGGGCUUCUACAAGAACCAUGUCAAGACGGUGCUGACGAGGGUGAACACGGUGACCGGGGUGGCGUACAAGAACGACCCGACGAUCCUGGCGUGGGAGCUGAUGAACGAGCCCCGGUGCCAGUCCGACCUCUCCGGGCGGACCAUCCAGUCGUGGAUCAGGGAGAUGGCGGCGCACGUCAAGUCCAUCGACGGCAACCACAUGCUGGAGGCCGGCCUGGAGGGCUUCUACGGCGCGUCCUCGUCCCGGGCCGCCUCCGUGAACCCGGCCGGGCGCCAGGUGGGCACCGAUUUCAUCGCCAACAACCAGGUCCCCGGCAUCGACUUCGCCACCGUGCACUCGUACCCGGACCAGUGGCUGUCGAGCUCCGACGACCAGGCGCAGCGGAGCUUCCUGGGCAGGUGGCUGGACGCGCACAUCGCGGACGCGCAGGGGACGCUGCGCAAGCCGCUGCUGAUCGCCGAGUUCGGCAAGUCGCAGAGGGACCCCGGGUUCAGCAGCGCCCAGCGGGACGCGCAGUUCGGCAUGGUCUACGCCAAGAUCUACGAGUCAGCGCGGAGGGGCGGCCCCACGGUGGGCGGGCUCUUCUGGCAGCUCAUGGCCGACGGCAUGGACUCCUACGGGGACGGCUACCAGGUCAUCUUCGCGGAGGCGCCGGCGUCCACCACCGGCGUCAUCACGGCGGAGAGCCGCAAGCUCAAGAUGCUCGGCAAGGCGUUCGCGCGGGCCGAGCGCGCCAAGCGGGACGCGGGCGGGAAGGUCACCGGUGGCAAUUAG
This is a messenger RNA of Triticum turgidum subsp. durum (durum wheat), 1278 nucleotides long. NCBI's taxonomy places the organism in Eukaryota, Viridiplantae, Streptophyta, Magnoliopsida, Poales, Poaceae. The record is from the annotation of a GenBank genome assembly.